Molecule: messenger RNA, 2400 nt
Organism: Nilaparvata lugens (brown planthopper)
Lineage: Eukaryota; Metazoa; Arthropoda; Insecta; Hemiptera; Delphacidae
Product: ABC transporter G family member 23
Exons: 16
Coding region: 199-2244 (681 amino acids)
Cellular component (GO): membrane
Molecular function (GO): ATP hydrolysis activity; ABC-type transporter activity; ATP binding
Source: RefSeq, a predicted model, not a curated record
AUUCAUUAUUUGAUCGUCGACUGGUGAGCUUACUUGAACCAUUCACAUUGAGUGUUGAAAAUAGCAGGUUUCUACCCCACUAAAUUGUUUUUGUGAACUGUGCUUUCAUGUGAAUGUGCGCGUUCUUCUACUCUCCGCAAUAAAUUAUCAUCAUUGGAGGUGGAGUGGGUGACAAAUGAGUGAAUUGUUCCUAGGAACAUGAAGAGUUUUCCAAUGGAUCAAAUAACAGACAAGAGCGCCUUGUGCGUGCGUGGUUUGAGUAAACGAUACGACAACCACCAAGUUAUACGCGACUUGAAUAUGACUGUUCCAGAGGGAUGCAUAUACGGCCUGCUUGGACCGAGUGGUUGUGGAAAAACAACACUUUUGAACUGUAUUAUGGGUAACAUUCAUUACGACACAGGAUCAAUCUACAUGUCGUGCAAAAAACAAUCACAACUUGGAUUUAUGCCGCAAGAUGUUGCUCUCAUAGAAAGUUUGAGCAUAUUCGAGAUGUUCAGCUACUAUGGAAGAAUGUUCGGUAUGUCUACAAAUAAAAUUGAAGCUCGGGCGGAGGAGCUGAAAGCUCUUCUCCAGUUACCUCCCUUGGAAUCGAGAAACGGUUGCUUGAGUGGUGGUGAGCAGAGGAGGGUUUCUUUUGCAGUGGCUCUUCUACACGAUCCUGAGUUCCUAAUAUUAGAUGAGCCAACUGUUGGUCUCGAUCCACUACUUAGUCAAAGCAUUUGGCUCUAUCUGGUUAAAUUGACAACAAAAACAAAAAAGACAAUAAUUUUAACAACUCAUUACAUUGAGGAGGCGCGACAUGCUCAUAUGGUUGGCCUUAUGAGAGGAGGAAGUAUUUUGGCUGAAGCUCCACCUAUGAAUCUCAUGUCUAGUCACAACUGCUCAACUCUCGAACAAACAUUUUUGAUUUUCAGUCAAGCCGAUGAGCAAUCGCAUAAGCUUCCAGAUGAGACUGUCAAUCAAGAGCCAUCUCUUAAGCUCCGGUCUCCAAUUGCGAAACAAACGUCCUUCUCAUUCAGUAGAUUUAAGGCUCAACUGCUGAAAAACACGCUUUACGUUACACGGGAAGUGCCACUACUGUUGAUACUGUUCCUGAUGCCAAUAAUGCAGUGCACAUUCCAAAACGUGGCGGUGGGCCACGAUCCGACUCAGCUGCCGAUUGCUGUCGUCAACCACGACCACUACGACUGCGCCCCCCACCACCACUCCCACCACACCUGCGACUGGGACACGCCCAUCAGCUGUCGAUUUCUCAGCCACCUGCAGCGCACAACCGAUACUCUGCACAUUGUUGAUAAACACAACUUACUUGAAGCGGAAAGGGAUCUGAAGAGAAACAAUGUUUGGGGUCUGCUCUAUUUUGCGCCAAACUUUACACAAGCAAUCGCUGCCAGAUACGUGAACGCAUCCGUCCUCAACACACCUGACGACGUUUUCGACAUUGGCGCAGUCAAUAUUCGCUUGGAUAUGUCAAAUCAUGUGGUUGCAAAUAUCAUGAGAAUGGAUCUGUCCAGCACUUUAAUUGAUUUCUUGAAGGAGCUAUUCCAUGAAUGCAAUUGGCCAGACACAGUAGUUCAGUUGCCAAUGCGAAUUGAAGAGCCAAUCUAUGGUAGCAGACGGCCAAUUUUCACUCACUUCCAGUCUCCAGCUAUUCUUGUGGCGUUUGAUUUCUAUUUGCCACUACUCUUCACCACAGGGUUCCUAUUACACGAAAAGGUGUCGGGCGUUCUGGAAAGAACAAUGACUGUAGGUCUAACUCCGCUUGAGCUGAUCCUCGCCCACUUGGUUCUUCAGGUUAUAAUAACAAACCUGCAAACCGGCUUGAUGCACUUCAUAUUCUAUGUGCUGUUUGAAAACCCGUUUGUGUGCAGUGUGUGGCUGCCUUUCCUUCUAUCGUUUUGGCAAGGAAUGAGCGGAAUGUGUCUUGGUUUCUUCAUGACGGCUGUUUCAAAUUCGCAUGUCAUGGCUAUGAUGGGUGGCACUGGAAUUUUCUUCUUUGUUACUUUUACAAGUGGUGUUCUGUGGCCACUUGAAGGGAUUCACAGUUCAAUGAGGGAGGUGAUCUGGUGGUCUCCACUGGCCCUGUCGACAGAGGCGAUGCGUGGCAUCACGGCCCGCAACUGGCCCAUCACACACCCACACAUCUACAAAGCAUUUAUGGCAAUCACUGGUUGGACGGCUGUAUUCCUCAUCGCAACCUAUGUAGUCAUCAAGUACAGGGGCUUUCACUACAAAAAAUAACACGCAACGAUAUUUAUUUAUGAUAAUUUAUUUUUAAUUUUUGCGUUCCAUGUUUCCUAAUGUGCUGGUUUGAUAAAUAAAUGGAAUAAAUGAUAAGCCCAAGGUUGGUCUUGGUCAGAGAUAUAUGGGGCCGUGUCAUUAACUACUUUCAAGAAA